This is a messenger RNA of Rotaria sp. Silwood1, 609 nucleotides long. Lineage: Eukaryota; Metazoa; Rotifera; Eurotatoria; Philodinida; Philodinidae. The record is from the annotation of a GenBank genome assembly.
AUGUCGAAACAUAGACAAGGCGGAAGGCAAAAUAGAUCAUAUGGUGGAACUGCUGGCGGCCGUGGUGGCGGCCGUGGUGGCGGUAAUAAACAAGGAAAAAUUUUAUAUAACGCAGGUGAUGAACCAGCAUUUAUACGACAAUUUAAAGAACGUACUGGAUAUCAAGCACCAUCAACAACUGAUGAUAAGCGUCGAAUACUUAUCAAUGAAAUAAAUGAUAAUGAUGAACAACCUCGUGAUGGAGAUUAUCGAAAAGAUGAUGAAAAACCUCAAAUUGUACAAUUGAAUACAAAUGAUUUAAGUAAAGAAGAAGUUGAAAUCGAAUUAGCAAAAGCAAAAGAAGCUGAAGAAGAGAAAAAAUGUAUUGAUUCUAAUGGUCGUCUAUUAUUUCGUAAACCAAAAGAAAAAUCAGAUGAAAGUGCUAGCACAACUAGCAAAUCUGAUAUAGUUGAAAUGGCAUCAAAUAAAUCAACAAAACGAAAAAAUCCAAUACCAUCAACAACAACAACACAAAAAGAAAGUAAUCAUGGGAACUCGAAUGAAACAAAAAAGACUAAAAUACAAUUACUUUCAUUUAUGAAUGAAAGUGGUAUUGAUGGAGAUGAUUAA